UCAAACGCCGCUCCCCCGCUUUCCGCCGCUACGCUACUACGCGAGGCCGCGCGCUCCCCUGAGUCCCCUCCUUUUCUUCUCCGGCGCUGCCUCCGCGGGAUCGCCUCGCCGUCCCCGGUAACGCGGUUUUUGUUCUACUCUUCAUUGGUGUGGUUACUACUCUUUGCUCAACAAGAUGGUUUCCUUUGAGAUGAAUGACCUCAAGAAGAUUGGGCUAGGCCUGACAGGCUUUGGAGUAUUCUUCUCCUUCCUGGGAAUAGUUUUCUUCUUUGACAAGGGGCUUAUUGCAAUGGGAAAUAUUCUCUUCCUGUCAGGUUUGGGUUUGACAAUUGGUCUGAAAUCAACUAUGCAAUUCUUCACCAAGCCUAAGAAUUACAAGGGUACCAUCUCAUUUGGUGCUGGAUUUUUCCUGGUUCUCAUUGGGUGGCCCUUUUUCGGCAUGCUUCUAGAGGCAUAUGGCUUUGUUGUGCUCUUCAGUGGAUUCUGGCCAACUCUUGUGGUUUUCUUGCAAAGGAUUCCUAUUAUUGGCUGGAUAUUUCACCAACCAUUUGUCACAUCGUUCCUCGACCGCUACAGAGGAAAACGAGUUCCAGUGUAGUGCACACUCGUUGUUUUGUUUCGUAUGGUGUAGCAACUGAAGGUUUUUGGGGGGUACAACAGCAAGUAGUGUUAGAAAGCGAUAGGCAGAUAAACGAUGAACAACAAUAGAUCAAUCACAGAAGACACGAGAUUUAACGUAGAAAACCCUUCUAAAACAGAAGAGAGAAAAAAACGGGUACUAACCAGCAAAUAUCAUCACUAUAUCGGAUAAGCUUACAACACCGAACAACCUUACAAUAAGUAUAUAUACGAUGAAACCUCUGGCAAAGUGGCCCUUAUACGAGAGUACAGAUGAAUUUGGAUCACAACUCAACAAGUGGUUCUCCCAGUGUGUAGUCCUUUCUCUACAUGUUUACUUGCUGGUAGGUUUGUUCUUUUGUUACACCCCUGGACCCCUGCUGAAUACUUUCGGCCAGAGACAUGCAAAUUCUACAAUGAAAUGGAUUGGAGAAACAUCUUAAGCAAGCCUCGUAUGUUGGGAAAAGGUUGCAGUACAGGAUCGCUAUUGAAAACUAAAAUAGAUGUUACAUACGCUUUAUCUUGGUUUGUAACAGUGAUUCAGUCCAGAUAUGGAUAUUUCAGCCUCGCCGGUGUAUGCUCUAUUGUGUUAUCACAACUUCUAUGUGCACUUAACAAGCUUGAAGAAAGGAAAUUCGCUGCAAUUGAAAUUAACUGUGGCAGUAAUGGCUCCAUGGUUCGUUUUAUUCGUGUACAGCUAUAUGAUUUGCAGACAUUUUAUUUUAGCAGCUUUACGAGAUUAGGAAUUGGUGCUGUGAUGCAAGCCUUUGCUUGCUGGACUGUAGCAUACUGGUAUUCAAACGAAGUAUGGUUCAACUGCUAUAUGUUAACAUUCAACCUAAUAAUAAUCAAAA
This is a messenger RNA of Oryza brachyantha (malo sina), 1472 nucleotides long. Its product is annotated as vesicle transport protein GOT1-like. NCBI's taxonomy places the organism in Eukaryota, Viridiplantae, Streptophyta, Magnoliopsida, Poales, Poaceae. Gene Ontology annotation, biological process: retrograde transport, endosome to Golgi; endoplasmic reticulum to Golgi vesicle-mediated transport. The coding region runs from base 176 to 598 and encodes 140 amino acids. The transcript has 7 exons. The record is from RefSeq and is a predicted model, not a curated record.